CUCACGGCCACCUCGCCCCAAGGCGACCUCGAGGUGCCCCCAGCUUGCCCACUUCUCAGGAAAGAGAGAUUUGGAGAAUGCGGCAGAACUCCCCGCAGGAGCAGGCCCGCUCCUCGCCCCGCCCCGGCAGGGAGAAGGAAGGACCACCUCUCCCCCAAACCUUGCCCAAACCUGACACUCGGGACCCUGGACUGGGACGAUCUCCCAGGUGCCAGCUCAGGGAGUCCAUGAAAACGUUCAACCAAUCGAAUGAGCUCCUUCCCCAGCCAUAGUCCCCAGCCGCCAGAGAUAAGGGAGGCUACCAUUAUUUACAUUGCCCGUGCCUGGAAGGGAAACUGAGGUUGAGCAGGAACAAUCCGAGGAACUGAGCCUUGAACCGAGAUUCCGAACUCGGACCCGAACAGGCCCAGCCAGAACUCCGACACCGCCCCCUACGGUGCAGCACAAGAGGGCGAAGGGGCGGGGCAUGUGUACCGGAAGCUGCCUCUGCCCACAACCAAGAUGGCUGCAGAGAGGGCGGAAGUGUCCGCACGUCCGGCCUCCGAGGCCUCUCUUUCUGCCCUGGCGGUCCCGCUCUCGAUGGUGGCGUGACGGGGGGCGGGGGUGGUGGCGCGUUCUUCUGGGUUGGGAGAGAACCAGCCCGCGAACCCAGGCCGGGAGGGGGUUUCGGCCUGGGGGGAAGGGGAUUGACAUGUCUCUCGAAGACCCCUUUUUUGUAGUCCGAGGCGAGGUGCAGAAGGCGGUGAACACGGCCCGCGGGCUAUACCAGCGCUGGUGCGAGCUUCUGCAGGAAAGCGCGGCGGUCGGACGCGAGGAGCUGGACUGGACGACCAAUGAGCUACGGAAUGGCCUGCGCAGCAUCGAGUGGGACCUCGAGGACCUGGAAGAGACCAUCGGUAUAGUGGAAGCCAACCCAGGCAAGUUCAAGCUCCCGGCCGGGGACCUGCAGGAGAGAAAGGUGUUCGUGGAGCGGAUGCGAGAGGCAGUCCAGGAAAUGAAGGACCAUAUGGUCAGCCCAACAGCCGUAGCAUUUUUGGAGAGGAAUAACAGAGAGAUCCUGGCAGGCAAGCCAGCUCCCCAGAAGUCACUCAGCGACCUGCUGGAUGCCAGUGCAGUCUCGGCCACGUCUCGCUACAUCGAAGAGCAGCAGGCCACACAGCAGCUGAUCAUGGACGAACAGGAUCAACAGCUGGAGAUGGUGUCUGGGAGCAUCCAGGUUCUGAAGCACAUGUCCGGCCGCGUUGGGGAAGAGCUGGACGAGCAGGGCAUCAUGCUGGAUGCCUUCGCCCAAGAGAUGGACCACACCCAGUCCCGCAUGGACGGGGUCCUCAGGAAGUUGGCCAAAGUAUCCCACAUGACGAGUGACCGCCGACAGUGGUGUGCCAUCGCCGCGCUGGUGGGGGUGCUUCUCCUUGUUCUUAUUUUACUUUUCUCUCUCUGACCCCAGCCCUCCCUGGCAGGCUGGUCCCUUAAGCCUGGGGAGCCACCAAGCACUUUGGAGCUGGCCUAGCCCCCUAGGAGGAGAGGGUCCCUCCUGGGUAGCUGGAAAGUAGAGGUUCCUGCCUGGGGAACUGUCCCCACGGUUCCCCCCCAGAGCCAGUGGUACCCUUCAGGACCCUGGGCCGAAACCACCACCACUGGUCCUGUCUCAAGUGCACUUAGGGGGUGGUGGAGGCAGGGUCACCUCAGACACACCCCUCUCCAUUUCCGGUUCCGGGACCCCAAAGCCAUUCGCCCCUGUGCCUUACACAUGUGCCAACCUGGAAAUAAAACGUCAGCCUUUUUUAUACGUA
This is a messenger RNA of Mandrillus leucophaeus (drill), 1793 nucleotides long. RefSeq names its product syntaxin 10 (gene STX10). The record is from RefSeq and is a predicted model, not a curated record. The transcript has 8 exons. Gene Ontology annotation, cellular component: membrane. Gene Ontology annotation, biological process: Golgi vesicle transport; intracellular protein transport. Lineage: Eukaryota; Metazoa; Chordata; Mammalia; Primates; Cercopithecidae. The coding region runs from base 467 to 1441 and encodes 324 amino acids. Gene Ontology annotation, molecular function: SNAP receptor activity.